GGCUCUUGUAAUCUUGUAAAUAUUUUGAGACUGGUGAUUGAAUUUUAUUAAAUUUUAAUAUAAAUUCAAGGUUUUUUUUAUACAAUACUGCUCAAAAAUUAAUUUAUAGAUCAUGGUUUAGAUGUAGUCACCGUUUAAUGUGUCCUAAGUUAUUUCCAAACGAACCAUAUUGAAUUGAAAGUUAAAGUUAGUACAUAAGGAGAAAGAUGGGAAGAAAUAAAAUGAUAGCAAAAAGCUGCCCCAAAUGCGAGAUGCAGGUGGCUGUAGCAUCAAAGUCAUGUAAAUGCGGGCACACCUUCUUCGCAGCGCGACGCGGGGCCGACUCCUUGCCCGCUGUAGAGGAUAUCAAACGAAGAACAGGCCGAGUCAGACGGUCACAGCCACAGUUCUAUGACGCGCAACACUACCAAAAGGCAAAGCGAAAGUCACCAAAGAAGAGAUCUUUAUCAAAAAACUAUGGAGACGAAGAUUAUAAAGGCAAAGGGAAGAUUGAAAGUGCCACAGCCCGCGCGCGCCGGCGCCGGGCGCUGCGCCGCGCGAAACGCGAGCCGCCGGCCGCCGACCGCGCGCGCGACCCCACGCCGCAGCUGCGGCCCGCGCAGCUCGCGCGCUGCCAGCUCAUCCUGUCCGAGAUCAACAGGAAGAUCGGCGCCGUGCAGUGGCAGCCGCCGUGCGACGCCUAGCCCGCCAUCACGCCACCACGCCCACCCAUCGCCGGCCCACUACUGACC
Molecule: messenger RNA, 731 nt
Organism: Maniola jurtina (meadow brown)
Lineage: Eukaryota; Metazoa; Arthropoda; Insecta; Lepidoptera; Nymphalidae
Product: UPF0547 protein C16orf87-like
Exons: 5
Coding region: 207-683 (158 amino acids)
Source: RefSeq, a predicted model, not a curated record